AUGAAUAUUUGCUACUGCGUAUACAGAAUUACCGAGCUUCAGUCCAUAUUGCCUCGAAUUGGAUUUACUCAUUGUGGCGGAACUCCUCGAUCACGCUUCAUUCCAUGUGUAAAAAGCUCCGCAGAUGCAUGGAACUAUCUGAAACAACUUCUGCGAAAGCUGAAAAUCUGUGAAAACUUCUAUUCGAGCACCGGUGAGCCGUGUACAACGUGUACUCCUGCCAAUGAUCUGAACGUAGAGCAGAUUGUUGCUUUUUCACCGCCGAUGAAACAGUGGUCAAUCGAGAAAGUGGCUAGCGAGCUAAGCAAGCUGCUCGAUGAAACGGUUGUGUCGAAAUUCGUUGAACAGCAAAUUGACGGACGCUCACUUGGAUUGCUAACAACGGAACUACUUAUGAACUAUAUGGGUUUAGCACUCGGACCAGCUCUUAAAGUGAUUGACUUUGUGGAGUCAGUGCGACAAGCACAAGAACGUCAGCGGUCAAGUGUUGUAGAAGUGCAAGCUCCAUGA
Cooperia oncophora is the source of this 510-nucleotide messenger RNA. The record is from the annotation of a GenBank genome assembly. NCBI's taxonomy places the organism in Eukaryota, Metazoa, Nematoda, Chromadorea, Rhabditida, Trichostrongylidae.